This is a messenger RNA of Lodderomyces margitis, 2166 nucleotides long. Its product is annotated as sodium:solute symporter family protein. The record is from RefSeq and is a predicted model, not a curated record. The coding region runs from base 1 to 2166 and encodes 721 amino acids. Gene Ontology annotation, cellular component: plasma membrane. Gene Ontology annotation, molecular function: urea transmembrane transporter activity; spermidine transmembrane transporter activity; putrescine transmembrane transporter activity. The transcript has a single exon. Lineage: Eukaryota; Fungi; Ascomycota; Pichiomycetes; Serinales; Debaryomycetaceae. Gene Ontology annotation, biological process: spermidine transport; urea transmembrane transport; putrescine transport.
AUGGCAGAUACAGACUACAUUCCAUUACCACAGAGCGCAGGUUAUGCUGUUCUUGUUGGCUUAGGCGGCUUAUUCGCAGUGGGAAUGAUGCUUACCACUUACUUAUUAAGAAGAUACAAUAAAGAAAUUAUCACGGCUGAAGAGUUUGCAACUGCAGGAAGAUCAGUUAAAUCCGGAUUGAUUAGUUCCGCAGUUGUUUCAUCUUGGACAUGGGCAGCAACUUUAUUAACAUCUACGACCCAAACAUACAAGAAUGGAGUUUUCGGAUCAUGCGGGUAUGCAUUUGGUGCCACUGCUCAAAUCACUUUGUUUGCGACAUUGGCAAUUAAAGCCAAAGAGAGAGCACCUCUGGCAAGAACUUAUAUGGAAAUUAUCAGAGCAAGAUAUGGAGCACCUGCCCAUAUUGUUUAUAUCAUUUGGGGUUUAGCCACUAAUGUUAUGGUCACAAUAAUGUUAAUCACUGGUGGUGCAGCUACUGUUCGUGAUUUAACUGGUAUGAACCCAGUGGCCUCCUGCUUAUUGAUUGGUCUUUCUCCCACUGUGUACUCAGUAUUUGGUGGUAUCAAAGCUACCAUUUUAACGGAUUUUGCUCACACUGUUGUGUUGCUUAUUAUUAUUUUGGUUUUUGGUUUCAGCACUUGGGCUACAAGUCCUGUUUUGGGAUCGCCUGGUGUUGUUUGGGACUUGGUGACUAAAGCUGGGGAAGAGUAUCCCGUAGCUGGAAACCAUGAAGGCUCGUACUUGACAAUUAAUUCUCGAUCAGGUGGAAUCUUUUUUGUGAUUACCAUCGUUGGUGGGUUUGGAAAUGUGUUUUUGGAUAAUGGUUACUACAACAAGGCAUUUGCUGCUGAUCCAGCUUCCGCUUAUAAAGGAUACAUAUUGGGCUCAUUAGCGUGGCUUCCAAUUCCAGCAUUUUGUUCGUUGACUAUGGGUUUAGCUGGCUUAGCCCUUGAACGAACAGACCAUUGGCCAUUAGGAAGACCUAUGACCCCACAGGAAGUGGCAGCUGGCUUGGUAUUACCAAACACGGCUUCAGCUUUAUUAGGUAAGACGGGUGCGGUGCUUAGUUUAAUUGUGACUUAUAUGGCAUGCACCAGUGCCAUGUCAUCGGAAUUAAUUUCUGUGUCAACAAUUGCUACAUACGAUAUUUAUCGAACUUAUAUCAAGCCUGAUGCAAAUGGUAAAAAGUUGAUAUUCAUUUCGCAUGUCAGUUGCGGUGUGUUUGCUUAUCUUAUGGCUGGAAUUUCAAUUGGACUUUACUAUGCUAAUGUUUCAAUGGGGUUCUUGUAUGAAUUGAUGGGAAUUCUUGCAGGUGGCGCGGUGUUAGGUUCGGCAAUGACGAUCUUGUCGUCAAAGCAAAACUGGCAAGCUGCUACUUUCUCCCCUCCCAUUGCUGCUACCAUGGCAAUUAUGUCGUGGUUAGUUGUUUGCAAAACCAAAUUCAAAUCAAUCACCUAUGACAACUUGUUUGAGGAUGAUGCUAUGUUGACGGGCAACAUUGUGUCUUUACUUUUCCCCUUGAUUACAGUUCCAUUAUUUACCAUAAUUUUCAAACCACAAAACUUUGACUGGAAGUUAUUGGAGACACGAAUCACCAGGGUGGAUGAAACAGAAGAGUUAUUAGCAGCUACUGGUAAAAAAUACCGUGACGAUGAGAAAUUGAAUCCUGUAAAGUCAGAUUUAUCAGUUAUUGCUAGUUGCUUGGCAGAAAACAAACGUGACAAAUAUAGGCACGAGCAGGAGCGGUUGCACAAAGCUUUCAAGACAACAGCUAUCGUGUGUGUGGUUUUGUCCUUAUGUUUGGUUAUACUUUUCCCUAUCCCAUUAUACGCCAGCAAGUAUAUUUUCUCAAAGAGAUUCUUCACAGGCUGGGUGAUUGUUUUCUUUAUUUGGAUAUUCUACACCGUGUUCCAAGUCAUUGUAUAUCCUAUUUGGGAAGGAAGAGCAACAUUGUAUCACACAGCAAGAGGCAUCUACUGGGAUUGUACAGGACAGUCGCACAAGUUAUAUGAAUGGCAGGAGUCUCAUCCAGAAGACUUGCAUGCAGUGCAGUCACAAGUAAUUGCCCAGUUAUCUCAGGAGAAUAGUUCAACUGCAGAACUAGGCCAUGUAACAGCCUUAAACGAAAGUCAUAUAGAUGACCGUUUAGCUGAUGAGAAGAAAUGA